Molecule: messenger RNA, 2759 nt
Organism: Mytilus californianus (California mussel)
Lineage: Eukaryota; Metazoa; Mollusca; Bivalvia; Mytilida; Mytilidae
Exons: 5
Coding region: 755-2383 (542 amino acids)
Biological process (GO): transmembrane transport
Molecular function (GO): nitrate transmembrane transporter activity
Source: RefSeq, a predicted model, not a curated record
AUAUUCUGUACGUAAUAAGUUGAAAUCACUUGUUUUCAUCCAUUCAAAUCUGUGAUUACUUAUAUGAGGGUAAUGUUGUUAUCUAAAACAAAACUUAGUUUUUAUGUUCGGUCAAGUUCGUGUAUGUAUACGUGAAAUUCCCAUAAAUUCGACGUGACUUUAACAUUAUUUUAGAGACAACAGAAGUUUAAAUAGUUUGAAUCAAUUCAUGAUAAACAAAUCAAGAUAACAAACAAAAACUGAGGGAAUCACACGAACUCCAAACGGAUUGAGACCGGAAACGUCCACACAAACCUUCAAUUCAAUGAAAAUACUGGUAAAGAUUGAUACGAAAUCAGCAUUGCUACUGAGAAAUUCCUACUAGAAACUAAGUUUCACGUGACAAAACUACCCGAGUGUGAAAUACAUGGUACCACAGAUUUUGCUUAAACAGCGUUUUUCAAAUCCCAUCUCUCCAGGUAUGACAUAAGUCUCGAUGCAAAUUAUAUGAAGUAUAACUUAGUAUCUUAAGACUUUUAAGAGAGUCGUUUCACAUGGAAACGCACGUACACAUCUUACCUUUUACCUUACAUAACCUGUUUUAUGAUUUAACCAAAUCAAUGUAUAUUUACCUUUCGCAUAAUAAGAUAACUUCCUCGUAAAUUUUGACAUUGAAGGACUGUUAAACAAUAAGUUUGAUCAUUCGGGAGACUGUCAAGCAGAGUUCUGACAUCCAAAACAAUUUUCAGGAACGGAAAAGAUAUCACUGAAAACAAUGUCGUGCUGUACCAAACUUCUGGGGAAAAUCCAAGCCAAACAGAUAGAAGUAGAUGAUCUUGGAAAAGCAAAACAGUUUAGAUUAUUCAGUAUUGCUCGUCCUCAUAUGCGAAGCUUCCAUUCCUCAUGGUUCUGUUUCUUUGUCGCUUUCACUUCAUGGUUUGGCAUUCAACCAUUACUCCCCACAAUAAGAAAAGAACUAGAACUAUCCAAAACAGAUCUUGCUAACUCUGGCAUUGCUAGUGUUGCCGCUACAAUCGCAGUUCGAGUUAUUAUUGGACCAAUAUGUGACAAGUUUGGACCUCGAAAAACAAUGUGUUGCCUACUGAUAACUGGUGCAAUACCAAUGGCACUAGCAGGCUUAAUAAAAACUGGCACGGGUCUUAUUGUAUUACGAUUAUUCGUUGGAAUAUUGGGUGGAACUUUUGUUCCUUGUCAAUUCUGGACUUCAGCCAUGUACAAUUCGAAGAUUGUUGGAACAGCUAAUGCCAUUGCUGGUGGGUGGGGUAAUCUAGGGGGUGGAUUUACUUUCAUUCUGAUGCCAGGAUUAUUUCAGUUAAUGAAAGUAAUAGGAGCAGACGAAUUUCUGGCAUGGAAAUUAGCAGUCGUCGUUCCUUCAGUAAUUUGUGUAUUAACAGGCAUUUCUAUAAUUUUCACAUCUGAUGAUUGUCCACAAGGACAUUGGAACAAUCGGCUACUUCCUAUAGCAUCAAAAUGUCCUACAGUCAAAACAACGCAAAAGCAAGGUGUCGCCAACCAAGGAUUCGAACACAUCUCAGAUAAAGACGGAAAUGCAAAUAAAGCUGUAAAUGAAACUAAUGUUGACGGAAGAAAAUUUGAACCUUCAUCAUCGGAGAUAGAGACUAACAAAGACAAACACCUACCUAGUCAAAGUAACACGUUUUGGUCUGUAAUUACUAUAUUGGUUUUGGUGAUGCAGUAUGGAAUGUGUUUUGGAGUAGAAAUUGCUGUCAAUACCGUUAUGAACCUAUAUUUCCUGUACAACUUUAAAGAGGAGGGUUGUAUAGAACAGAGCAAUUCAUUCUCUAACAUUACAAUCACAACAAUGACAAGUGAAGUUAAAGAGGCGGACAAAAAUGAAUGUAGUAUCCUUGAUCAAGAUACUGCAAGUUUGAUUGCAUCUUUGUUUGGUUUAAUGAAUCUCUUUGCUAGGGCCAUUGGAGGAAUAUAUUCAGAUAUUAUGAGACAAUAUUUAGGUAUUGCAGGGCGUCUUGUUGCUCAUUUUACCUGCUUAGUAGGUGAAGGUAUAAUGUUGAUAUUAUUUAGUCAGAUGUCUACUAUAUCAACUUCCAUUGCUGUCAUGAUAUUUUUCAGUAUUUUUGUCCAGAUGUCAGAAGGAACAACAUUUGCUAUCGUACCUUAUGUCCUCCCUUUUCACGUAGGAAUUGUUGCGGGGUUUGUUGGAGCAGGAGGAAAUGCAGGAGCUCUUGUAUGGAAUACAAUGUGGCGUCAGUUUGUUGAAAAAAAUCCAAGUCAUUGGUUUUGGUUUUUGGGCAUUAUAGUUUUGUCUGGAAGUGUGCUGACGUUUUUAAUCGAAGUUCAGGAAAAACGAAUUUGGAAUGCAUUUUUGUGUUUUAAACAUAAGAAAAGAAAGUACACCAUAUAAAUCUUAAAUAAGCCUGCCUCUGUUGAAUAGACAACAAUUGAUAGGUAAUUGAUUUGAUAUCCUCAAGAGAAACAAAAUGCAUUUUUUUAGAAAUUGUCCUGCUUUGGACAGGUAUAAUUCUAUCUAUUAAAUGUUUUUUUCGCAUUUCCAUGUAUUUAUUUCAUAGUUUUAUAUGAUAUAUCCCGAUUAAAAUUUCACGUUUGAGAGAGAAAGUAUGUUUCGUUGUUUUAAUGAUAAAGACAGAAAUAUCUUUUUAUUAGAUAAAAUGUAUAAACCAAAACAAACAUUUUCAGGAUACGCAACAUAAGACAACAAUAACAUCAUCUGUACCAAUUCUACUGUACCAGAUGCGCAUUUCCACAAUUAAUAUUUCUUC